CGAACCCCAUUUCAAGACUGUCGACUGUUUUCUAUAUGUGGUAAAAGAAAUGCUGUGAUUGGACUAGGCUUGCUCAAUGCCACAACACAACACCCUCCUUUUUCAUCAUCUUCUUUCUUCCUUCUGCCUGUUUGGCUCCUUCAUUCUGUGGGCUUUUGGAUUAUUGCAAUAAAGGGUACCAUUCUGAGCCUGACGCCCUUAGAAUCUGUGAUCUUCUUUGGAUGUAUUCAAGCCAGGGAAAAGGGCUUCCACAGCUUCUCUUGCUUUCUUUCUCUCUGUGUUGGUUUUUUUGGGGUUGUGCACAGUAACUAUUUCAGAAAUCUUUGAAAAGCCCUGAUUUUGGAGGGUAUCGAAACAAAGGCAAGAGCAAGCAGCAAUGGCAGAUAGGAAGGGUAUCAUGGGCAAGAGCAGUGGUUUUGGAGGGAGCUCAAGGAGAGAUGAAGACUUUGAAGAAGAAGAUGUGUGGAGUUUGAUUAAGGAGAGGAAACCCAAAGAGCACUCCUCUGCUUCUUCUUCUUCUGCAUGGCGCCUUCCUUCUGCUCCAAGAAUGAUUCCAAGGGUUUACACUCCACCAACCCAUGAAGCCUGCAGAGUGGUUCAACAAUCCUCUGCUCCUGUGGACAUUCCUGAUUGGUCUAAGAUUUAUGGAAAAAAUGCCAAAAUUGACUCAAGGCGGCCUGGUUCAUGGGUGGAUGAUGAUGGGGAUGAUGAUGGUACUGCAGUUAGUAAUGGAGUUGCUUAUCAUAAUGACGAUGACGAUGAUGAUGAUGAUAAUGAUGAUGGUGAUAUGGUUCCCCCACAUGAAUGGAUUGCUAGGAAGCUUGCAAGGAGCCAGAUUUCAUCUUUCUCUGUGUGUGAAGGGAUUGGCAGGACACUCAAAGGAAGAGAUCUUAGCAAAGUGAGAAAUGCUAUCUUGACAAAAACUGGUUUUCUAGAGUAGCUUCCUCACCAUGUCAUCAUCAUCGUCAUCAUCAUCAUAUUCUGGCAUUACCACCAUUAAAUGUUCAUCAUUCUUAGCCAUAUAUGUUUAAUUUCCCACGUAAUCUUUCUUUUUCUUGUUUUAAUUAUUGCUGGUAGCAUUGGAUCUGAUGUACUGAAGUAGAGUCCA
Messenger RNA from Corylus avellana, 1108 nucleotides. RefSeq names its product protein S40-5. NCBI's taxonomy places the organism in Eukaryota, Viridiplantae, Streptophyta, Magnoliopsida, Fagales, Betulaceae. The record is from RefSeq and is a predicted model, not a curated record.